Messenger RNA from Cheilinus undulatus (humphead wrasse), 7107 nucleotides. RefSeq names its product piggyBac transposable element derived 5 (gene pgbd5). Gene Ontology annotation, biological process: non-replicative DNA transposition. The transcript has 7 exons. NCBI's taxonomy places the organism in Eukaryota, Metazoa, Chordata, Actinopteri, Labriformes, Labridae. The record is from RefSeq and is a predicted model, not a curated record. Gene Ontology annotation, cellular component: nucleus. Gene Ontology annotation, molecular function: transposase activity. Bases 280 to 1899 code for a protein of 539 amino acids.
CGCUGUAGGCAGAGCAGGGAGGCGGAAAUAUUUCAGUACCCUUGAAGCGGACAGCUCUCCCCGGGUCCACACGCGUCUGAGCGCCGGGGCUCUGCAUCCGAGCCUGGUGGGCAGAAGGAUCAGAAUAGAUACCUGAGCUGGGGGAGGGUUUACCCGCCACAUUAAAGGCGAUCACCUCCCCACUUUAGCACGAUCGUGACCAGCAGUAGUGGAAGGGUGAGAAGGAGGGAGCAGAAGAGGGGAGCAGAGCAGCAUCACUACAGAGAGAGAGAGAGAGAGAUGGCGGAGUGCGGGCGGAAGGCGCUGUCUCUCCUGGAGGCGGCCCGCUCCCGGUAUGAGAGCCUGCAGAUAUCCGACGACGUGUUCGGUGAGUCCGGGGACGACAGCAGCGACAAUCCCUUCUACAGCACCUCCGGAGACUCUGACUCUGAUAACUACAUAGCCGAGGCAGGGGAGGAGGAUCAGCAGCAGCACCACCAACAUCACCAACACCACCACCACCAACACCAGAAACGAGGCGACAAGGAGAGCGGGCACAGCGGGAGCAGCGGAACCGGUCCUCCGGGCUCGCUGUCACGGAGUCAGGCGGAGGAGGAGGGCUGGACGGAGGCUCUGCAGGAUGUCACGGUGCCGCCGUACAAAGAGACAUACGGCCCCGCUCAAAAGAUGUCAGCCACCGCCACUGCCUUGGACUUCUUCCAGCUCUUCGUCCCAGACAACUGCAUCCAGAACAUGGUUACCCAGACAAACAUGUAUGCCAAGAAGUUCCAGGAGCGCUUCGGCUCAGAUGAAGGCUGGCGUCCCGUCACGGCCCAGGAGAUCAAGGCCUUCCUGGGCUUCGUCACAUCCACCAGUGUGCACCACUGUGAGUCGGUACUUAGCAUCUGGAGCUCUGGCUUCUUCAGCAACCGAAGCAUCGCCUUGAAGAUGAGCCAGGCUCGUUUUGAGAAGAUCCUCAAGUACUUCCAUAUUGUGGCUUUCCGGCCGUCUCAGGGGAGCAACCAGGGCCUGUACAAGAUCCAGCCAUUCCUGGACUCGCUGCAGCAGUCAUUUGGCUGCACCUUCAGACCUUCACAGACACAGGUUCUUCAUGAGCCGUUGAUAGAUGAGGAUCCGGUCUUCAUCACCACCUGUACAGAGAGAGAGCUGAGGAAGAGGAAGAAGAGGAAGUUCAGCCUCUGGGUUCGACAGUGCACCUCCACUGGAUUCAUCUGUCAGAUCUCGGUCCAUCUGAAGGAGGGCCAGGGUACAGAUGCUCUGGCCACCUUGAAGAACAAGCCUCAGCUCCACAGCCUCGUUGCCAAGCAGCUCUGCCAGAACAUCUCUGGCAAGAACACCAUCAUCUUCACGGGCCCGUCCAUCACCAGCCUCGGCCUCUUCACUGAAUUCAGCAAACAAGAUAUCUACUGCUGUGGUCUGCUGAGCACCAGGAAGAGCGACUGUACCGGAUUACCACAAAGCAUGCUGGUCUGCGGUGCGACACCUGCACAGCGCGGACAGUCAAGAGUGAUGAUGAAAGGCAGCAUGUCGCUGAUCAGCUGGUACAACAAGGGACACUUCAGGUUCCUGACCAACGCUUAUUCCCCCACAAAACAAGGGAUGAUCAUCAAGAGGAAAAGUGGGGAGAUCCCGUGUCCCUUGGCGGUUGAGGCCUUCGCAGCACACCUCAGCUACAUCUGCAAAUAUGACGACAAGUACAGCAAGUACUUCAUCUUCCAUAAACCCAACAAGACCUGGCAGCAGGUGUUCUGGCUGAGCAUCAGCAUCGCCAUUAACAACGCAUACAUCCUCUACAAGAUGUCUGACGCCUACACGGUAAAACGCUACAGCCGAGCGCAGUUUGGAGAAAGACUGGUCAGGGAGCUGCUGGAUUUAGACGACUGCUCCCCCACACAGUGAGGAGGAGGACGAGGACUACAGGAACACACACAAAAACACACAAACACAACCCCUACACACUAUAACACAUAUACACUGGUGUACAGACUCUGCAGUCUGUGUCUAUGUGAUGAAACUAAAGCAGUGCCAAGCUGAUGUCUCUCUUCCUCUAGUUGUUUCUGUGGUACUGUAAAUAUUCAUUCACACCACUGUACACCACGCAAUAGAGAAUCAUGAACCAUGGGACUGUUCACACAUGCCUCUACUGUUACUUCUACACACAGAUUUACUAAGGAUUUGUCAGCAGGAAUAUUUCACAUGCAGAGGAACAUGGAGAACAAUGAAGAAGGGAUAAAUUCACCCUUUAAAUGAUGUCAGCUUCAAGUUAACUCCUAUCACAGAGUGAAAUCCCUGAUAUGAGCCUGAAUCUCCACUGUGAGAGUUCAAAUAUGUAGUCAACAGGCUACAUGUAGCUCCAUAUCUGCACUCUGCUGAAACACCUGUAACAAAGCUUAGUAAACCAGGACUCUGGUGUGUUCACACGCUGCAUGCAUGAAGAAUCUGGAUUGUAGUGUUCAGUUGUUCAGUGUGAAAAUGAUUUCUGCUCAAGGUGGGUUUUAAAACUUUUAUUUUUGUUUGGUGUGUGUUUGUAUUUAGCAAGUGGACCUGAAAAUUUGUGAAUCUGAGGAUGUAAAUGUACAGCUAUUGUGAUCGGGAUGGGUUGUGCUGUUGUUUAACAUUUUUGCUCAAGGAAGACUGUCAGGGGAUGUAAAGCCACAGCCAGCAGUGUAGCACAGAUUCAAAACCUCUCAGAAAAAAUUCAAGGAAAAAUAAAAAACAGACUCUGUGCCAUUUUGGGUAUUUCUCAAUAAAAGACAACAUUAAUAAGUUUUAAUAAGGUGCAACUAGGGUGCAAAACGUUUCGACGCCCACUGCAGCUUAAGAGUGAAACAAGUUUUAGCUUAUCUAUAGGUGUGGUUUGAUAAGAUCUGAUAGAUUGCAUGAAGAUGGAAACCACUUAAAACCACAACAUUCAUCAGACUUUACUGAAAAUAUUGAAAAUCAUGCUCGGCAGCACUCUAAAUUCUUGUUGAAACUGAUUAGGAUUUUUUUUUUUUUUAAUUUGGUGGAAAUGAUUUGUUUGCGUAGACUCAAGUUUAAAUAUAUAAACUUCCACCUUCAAUGAGUUAAAAGAACUUGAAACAUCAGAGGCCACUGAUUACAUAAAAGUUUUAAGUAAUUGAAAAAACAGAUCAAAACAAAAUCAGGUACUUAGCCUUUUUAAGUUAUUGAAGUUCAGUUUAACUCAGAUUCAUGUUGGGUUGGCUUAACUUUGGUAAGUUAAACUACACUGCAAAAUACAAAUCAACAUGUUUAAGUACUUUUCAUAAAGAUACAUGUUUUUUAUCCACUGCAAUUUUCCCUUGUUUCUAUCAUGUGCUUUAAUCUUAAACACAAGGUAAGCCGACUCAAGAGACUACAAGUGACAACAGCUAAAAGGGGCACACUGAAUCAGGAAGUCCCCUCAGUAUACUGUCCAUUGUGUAUUGUGGUUGGUUCCCACAGGUGGGAGCUAUCUAACUGAGUCAGUAACUUCACACAUGAUGCAAAAGUGUCUAAUGCCCAGUGGCAUUCUGGGAAACUCUGCAGAUUUAGGAUAAUUGUCAAAGAUUUGAGUAUAAGAUAUGUUAAGUGAUUGAGUGGUGUUUCCCUAAAAGUAACAAUUGCAUUAUAUAGAACUGAAAUACUACCUGGAAUUAUAAGUUCACAAAAGUCAUUUUUAUUUCAGCAACCGUUAACUGCUCAAUUUUAAAGGGAAAGUCCAAUAGGUGCACUUUGAUCCAGAAUGUGUUCUUUCACAAAAUUCUGUAUCAUUAUCCUUGUUAUGUUGAGGUUUUUCUCUACAGGUGGGACUUCUCUAAUUGAGUCAGUAGUUUCACUCAUGGUGAAAAACUGUCUAAUGUCUAAAGGCAUUCUGAAAACAAUCUGCAGAUUAAGGAAUUAUUGUAAAAAAUUGAGUACAAAAUACUUAAAGUGAUUGAGUUCCAUUUAUUUAAACCUAAAAAUGUGUUCUCAGUAAGACAGAGCUGAAAUAGAUAUUUUAACAGUUGCACAAAAGUUCUUGAAAACAUACCAGUUUGAGGGGGUGAAGAGAGAGCCCCAACCAUAAAAAGACUCAAUGAGUAGUUGCUAAAUGUUUCAGAAAUAUUGUACUCAUGUGCUUUAAUAGCCAGACGUUUAAACUGCAGUGUGGUACUGAUGAUAAUCAAACAAUUACAAUACCGCGAACAAGAACAGAAACAAUAUCUAUCUUCUGUAAAAUGAUCAAAACUUGCAAGCGUACUCCUGACUCUGACAAUGUAUUUUUAUAACAGAGACAGUGUGUAAGAAUAAGUUUGCAAUUUCUGAUAGAUCCAUAGAGGUAGUUACUUGAAGUUGUGUUCUUUAAUGCAAAUGCUCAUCAAGUUAUGUAGAUUGAAUCAUUUAGAAGCUCCUAGUAUCCAUAUUUUGUAUAAAACAGUGAACAGUGAUGUCCCCAGUUAUAAAAAAUACUUAUAACUUAAGCAAAAAGAAAAGAAAAGCAAUAUGUGAAAAAUAUCCUUCUCCAUGUGAGCCAGAUGUGAACUGUUCAGUGUGUGAGACUUUCAGGGUCUUUGCAGUCAGCCUCAAGUGGACGCUCUUGGAACUGCAGUUUUUUGCACUUCUGCAUUGGCCUCAUUUUUCAGCAUUAGCAGCUGCUACCAAAAAGUGUCAAAAGAAUUCAACAAUACUUAGAAAACAGGUUUACAAGGUCAUAAAUAAAGGCACCUGAGCCUCAGCCCAACCAGAAGAUUUUUUUUUUUUUAUCACUCGUAUAGUUCACUGUACUUUAGCUUUGCAUGGCAGGAAACUAAAGAAAUUCUUGACUGGAAGUUCAGUAAUCUGGUGUUGCUAAGCAACAAGUUUAAUCUUGGCCAGUUGGCAAGGAUUUCAAAUGAUAUGUCUUGGCAAGAUUUAUGUCCAGGAAGUAAAAUCAGUGUCGGAUUGUAAGCUGUCUCACAGAUGUAGGUCAUGAUGAUCCUGCCUUGACCUGAAACUCAUCAGGACCUUUAGAUGCAAAAUCAGUUAUUCAUUUUUUUGCUUAUUUUAAAAAGUGCAACUCUUUUUUAAAGUGAAACUUAUCUUUCACCCCUAACCCUAUUAUUUGUAUUUUCUAUUUCAGAGUAGAACAAUGCAUUUACAGUAGGGUUGUCAUGAUAACAGAAUUUUAAACUUAGAUAUGAUACUAGUAAAAAUCAAAUGGUAUUGAUACCUGCUUUGAUGCCAUGGCAAAAACAAGCAAAUCCUAGAUGACAAAUAUUAUAUGGAUUAUAUGGAUGCAAUUUGGUCUGAACAUGAAUGAUGAUCUCAUCUAGAGCUGUGGUUCCCAACCUCUUUUCCUCAGGGCCCCCUUCUCAAAUCUGAGAGAAGCUCAGCCUCUCCAGGGCCCAUCUGGAAGAAUUAAACAUCAAUUUAAACUGAUUUCAUUGACACAAUCCCAACAUAAUGGACCUAUUUAUUUGUCAAAGGACAUGUGAAUAAAUUAUCCAUUAUUACAAUGCUGCCUUAGUGCCACAGAGUUAAAUAAUAAAGAGGAUCUGCUAAUUUUUGAGGAAAAAAAAAAAUCAAAAUUUUCAGGUUUAAAUAGCUGCAGCUUUAAACUAUAAAUGUUGUAUAUUCACGUGAAUCAAAACUUAGAAUUUUUGAGAAUAUAAAGUCAAAAUAGCUAAGGGCAAUAGUACUGCAGCUGAAAGCCUAACCAAAUUAUACUUUUACUUGGACUGAUCAAUAAGGAAAUACUUGAGGUUUUAGCCCAGAAUCAUCACAUUGUCAUCAUCAUCUGGAUUAGAAGAGACAUUUCUGUAAACUAGGGCUAUCCUAACUGUUUUACUUUGGUUUUUUGUAAAUUUACAACUUUAUAAUGUUGUCAAUUUAUGAUUUAAAAACUUUUAAUUUUUGAUUUUAUUAUGUAAAAAUUUACUAACUUUGAAACUUGGAAAUUUUGAGUUUUCUCAUAAAUUUAUAACCAUUUUAAUUCUGAAAUAAUUAGUUUGGUUUCUUGUACAUUUCCAACUGUAUAAUUUCAAAAAUUCAAGCUUUUUUCUUUAAAAAAAAAGCAAAGACUGUGACUUUUUUCACAAAAGUAACAAAUCCUGUUUAUUUUUUAUCGUUUAGGUGGUCCUGCCAUUGUACAUUAAAACGUAUGCACAUGUAAUUUUGAAAACAUCAGAGCAGACAGUGCUCUGCUCCCCCCUGAGAUCUUUGGUGCUCUCCCCAGGGGUGGUUGGGAGCCAGUGAUCUAGAGGCAGGUUUUUUGCCAAGUAACAGACUCAUGGCUGCCCAUUCAUUUGUGUCCAGCCAAUAGAGGUAUCAACAGAGCAAUUUCAGAUAACACUUCCUCACACUGCUGUCUGUGGCUUUAACGCCCACUCUACAGUCCACUUUGCUUGUUGUUGUAAUGCUGAAAUCAUGUUGUGAAGAUUUAAAGUGAAAGGUUUUAAUGUGUGCCCGCUAAAUCAGCAUGGUUUGUGUGUAAGAUGAAGGUUUUCGUGGGAUUUGCUUGCAGGGCUCAUGCACUUUUUUCCCCAUCACAGUCUGGCACUUUGAGAAGAUUGUAAAGUUAGGCAGAUGUUUAAUAGAUAAUCUUUUUAGCUUUUAUUUGAAGCCAAUGAUACUAUACACUGCUCCCAAAAGAAUAUGGAAAAUAUGACAUGGUAAGUUGUGUAAAUAAUAGAUCAUUAAUGGACUAUAUGAAAAAAAGCCGAUGAAAUAAGGCUGAAAAUGAACAACCAAAACUGAAAGAUUUCCACUGUAGAUUUAGAGUACAAGGUCAAAUAUCUAAGUGUAUAUUUUGUUUACAAAUUACUGUGAGUGUAUUUCCAUAAUCACUCUGUCACUGAGACUCAAGAUUGUGAUUUUUUUAACUUUUUCACUAAUCCAAAGCAUCGUUGUUAUUGUUGUUGUUGCUCUUGUGUGUGUGAACCAUUGAAUGUUGUCUAAUCACUGUUCACCCUGGAAUAACACUUCUUAUCUUAGCAGGCACCCUUAUCCUGUCAUAUCAUUGUAAAAACACGGUUUAAAUACACAACGUAAGAUAGGAUGAAGUGUAUGGGUUCAUUUGAUGGAAAUGCAGAGAAGACUCAGACAUUUUAAAGCCAUCUUGCCUGAUAGACGUCAUUUGUCUUGUAUGAGUGAUUAAAGGAAAAUUCC